GAACAACCGGUCACCCAAUAGGGACACGAUCUGUUUUAUUUAUCAGAGACUACAUCCUGUAGCUCUCAGCUCGUCUGUUUUCCAUUUGUUGCCGAGUUUUUGCAGCUGGAAGUCUGCCUUUAUUUUCACUGCACUGCACCGAAUAUCAACCAGAUUUUCUCUCGCACAUAUCUGUGAAGGCCCCUAGAGGAGUUCCGCCGGGCAGCGAUUCCAGGAUAACGCUGGCGGGAUUUGACGUUAGCUCACACCGUUAGCCCUCUGCUGUGAACCGGAUCCGGACAGAGUUUUUCUCUCUGCGUAUCUCACCACAAACAGAAGACUGAAGUUAUGAUGGCGAGUGAAAAUGCUGACGCCAACGCGGGGAACGAUGAGGAAACGGGUCCCUCAGCCGAAUCUAACGAGCACGACUAUGCCCACACUGCAGACACAAACUUGGCGAGCUCUUCCACCAAUCCUCCGGGAGAGCCCGUGCAGAGCGUCCUGGUGCAGCCCUCUGAGUCCCUGCAAAUGGAGCUUCCAGAACCCACUGUGGGUGCAGAGGUAGACUGCCCUGUUGGGAAUGAAGUGGAGGCACAGACCGGAGUACACCCCCAAAAGACUGAAGACUCUCAGUUGGCUGCUCAGGCGGUCCAUCGCGGAGGUCCGCGGCGAGUGAGGCGGCCGGAGGACAAAAACUGCUCCUGCUGCAGGCUCGAGUUCGAGCGGCACGGUCGGUCCUUCAACCGGAGGGCGGUGUACACGUUCACCUCCCCGGAAACUGUGCAGUGGGCCUUCCCGGGCUGCGUGGUCCACGAAAAGUCCUUCCUGUGCGAGACGUGCGCGCAGGUGAUCCGGAGCAAAUGCAAACGCAAACAGAGCGGGAAACGGAAUCUGUGGCUGAAGCCGCCUCCGACUAAACCGUCGCAGGUGAAUGAUAAGAAGGCGGCAGGUUGCAGGAUGGGGAAAAAGAGCAAAGCAGCGCUGCUUGUGAGCAAGUCCAGCUACAAAGCUGCUUUCCAAAUGCUCUGGUCCUCUAAAGGUGCCCGGAAACCCAUGAUGGAGUUCUGGAGCAAACAGCUGAAAAAUGAGAUGAAGACGCUGUCGCGACUGUCAGACAGUCCCUUCCAUCAGAAGGUAUCUGGGAAAAAACCGCUGUCGUCCUUCCCCUGGCGGCGAUGUCUGAACUGGGUUCAGGAAAAGGCUCCGCUUGUCACCACGUGCCUCCGCUCACUGUUCCCAGACAUCAAUGCCCUCUACAAGAGCAACAGCCAGCUGACAGAGGAGCAGGCUUUCAUGCUGCUGGAGCGACGGACUGUGGUGGCGCUCUCCAUCCCUCUCUUCACCAGGAACAUCUGGAAGAACAACUUCCUGCAGGCCGCUCUGGGGGCUGAGCUCCGCCUGCAGGGCUGCUCCGGGUCCGCCCUUGAAAUCCUCAACACUAUGGGCCUGUGCCAGAACAAAGACACCGUCAGGUUGCUGCUGCACAGACUGCGAAAUGGCAAAGACAUGGAUGGAGACGCCGGGAUGAACGCUAAAGAAGAGCAACUGAAAGAACAGAUGGGAGAAGUGAUGACAGAUGAGGAGGAAGAUGAAGAAGAGAAAGAUGAGGAGGAGGAAGAUGAUGACAAUGAAGAGGAGGAGGAAGAGGAGGAAAUGGUGAUGGCAGUAGAAGAGGAGGUAGUUGAAGAGGAAGUGCAGGACGGGAUGCAAGAGGAGGAAGAGGUUGAGGAGGAUCGUGCAGAGGAGGAAAAAGAAGAAAAGAAGAGAAAGAAGAGGGCGAAAAAAUCUGACGCUCAGACAGGGGAAGCACAGCGAGUCUGA
Molecule: messenger RNA, 1800 nt
Organism: Maylandia zebra (zebra mbuna)
Lineage: Eukaryota; Metazoa; Chordata; Actinopteri; Cichliformes; Cichlidae
Source: RefSeq, a predicted model, not a curated record